This is a messenger RNA of Drosophila ficusphila, 1671 nucleotides long. It is a transcript of the gene ifc, whose product is annotated as sphingolipid delta(4)-desaturase DES1. Gene Ontology annotation, molecular function: sphingolipid delta-4 desaturase activity. The transcript is spliced from 3 exons. Gene Ontology annotation, biological process: ceramide biosynthetic process. The record is from RefSeq and is a predicted model, not a curated record. The coding region runs from base 141 to 1106 and encodes 321 amino acids. Lineage: Eukaryota; Metazoa; Arthropoda; Insecta; Diptera; Drosophilidae. Gene Ontology annotation, cellular component: membrane.
CAACACUGGUCAGGUCAUAUUAUAUUUUUCAAUCCGCCCAGUUGGACAUUGUCAUAGUUUUCUUUCUCGCGCCGGUCGAUAGUGUCAGCCCACUGACGCCGACCUGUAGCUCGUCAUCCGUAACAAACCAAAGAUCCGAAAUGGGCCAAAAAGUUUCGCGCAGCGACUUCGAGUGGGUUUACACGGAGGAGCCGCACGCCUCGCGGCGUAAACUUAUUUUGGAGAAGUACCCGCAGAUUAAGAAGCUCUUCGGUCACGACCCCAACUUCAAGUGGGUGGCCGGAGCGAUGGUCCUCACCCAGAUCCUGGCGCUGUUCGUUGUGAAGGACUUGUCGUGGUCGUGGCUCCUCGUGGCUGCCUACUGCUUCGGGGGCAUUAUCAACCACUCGCUGAUGCUGGCCGUGCACGAGAUCUCGCACAACCUGGCCUUCGGGCACAGCAGGCCCCUGCACAACCGGAUCCUGGGCUUCAUCUGCAACCUGCCCAUCGGCCUACCAAUGAGUAUUUCGUUCAAAAAAUACCACCUGGAGCACCACCGUUACCAAGGGGAUGAGGCAAUUGACACUGACAUACCCACCCUACUGGAGGCGCGCCUUUUUGAUACCACAUUCGGAAAGUUUUUGUGGGUGUGCCUGCAACCGUUUUUCUACAUUUUCCGUCCAUUGGUGAUUAACCCGAAGCCACCCACGCGCUUGGAGAUUAUUAACACUGUGGUGCAACUGACUUUCAAUGCGCUGAUCGUAUACUUCUUGGGCUGGAAGCCCCUUGCCUAUUUGCUGAUCGGUAGCAUUCUAGCCAUGGGCUUGCACCCGGUUGCCGGACACUUUAUCUCGGAGCACUACAUGUUUGCCAAAGGCUUUGAGACCUACUCUUACUAUGGCCCGCUCAACUGGAUCACCUUCAACGUGGGUUACCACAACGAGCAUCACGACUUCCCGGCUGUGCCCGGCUCCCGUUUGCCCGAGGUGAAGCGCAUCGCCAAGGAAUUCUACGACACGAUGCCCCAACACACUAGCUGGACCCGGGUUCUCUACGACUUCAUCAUGGACCCAGCGGUGGGACCGUAUGCCCGCGUGAAACGUCGCCAGCGCGGCCUGGCGUCCUAAGUAAUCGAUGCAAUUCAAGAGACAUUUACAGCGGAUAGAGAAGAACCGAAGGGAGCAACCAAAUACACAGAACCUUCUAAUCUUUAAUGAUUAGAUAAAAGGCACUUAAACACUCGCAGCGGCUGAAUUGAACAAUUACGUGUAUAUACUUUUGGUAUUAAUGCUAGACUGUGGGCUUUGUUUGAUUCGUUGGCCGUACUAAGGAACACUUUCGAGCGCUUUAUUUAAUUGUUACCUCAUAAGUUGGAAAGCCUGUUAAAUCUAGUGUGUAAUACUUGUCCUAUUAUACUACUGUCUUAGUAUUUUCGAUAAAUAUUUAUAUUGCUAUCAAAUCAUAAAUGUAAAGCCACUAACCCGUGUAUUUUGUCCCAUUUAGCCACCCCGAACGGCAGUAAACCUCUAAUCAACAACCAAGCAACUAAUAUUUUUGAUAGCCUCUAAAACUGUUACCUAAGAAUAUUGUCAAUGACAAGUGAUUGGCCAGGGGUGGCUGCAUCAUAUACAGACUACAUUUGAAACUUGUGAGCAAAAUAAUAAAUUAAUGGUAAUAUCCUAUUGUAAUAAA